AUGGAGGAGCCUGAACAGGACAUCAAGGAGAAGCUGGCAGGUGAAGAAAGUCAAGGCACGAAUCCACACUUGCCGACUGACGCGUGUGACGGCCAAGCUGACACCAUGGGUGCAGAGCUGGUGCUUAAAGUAAGAAUUCACAACUCCAAGGAAAAUGACUUCAUUGAAAUUGAACUGCACAGACAAGAGCUGAGUUAUCAGAACCUACUACAAGUGAGCUGCUGUGAACUGGGGAUCCACCCAGAGCAAGUGGACAAGUUGAGGAAGCUGCCGAACACACUGCUUAGAAAGGACAAAGACAUUCAAAGACUCCAGAACUUUCAGGAGAUAGAACUCUUGGUGAAGAGUGGAAACUCUGAAUGGACUCAGCACACAGCAUCACCCUUGACGGAGAGACCCUGCUACAACAGUGAAGCUGCAAAACUGACUUACUAGCUCCACGAGAGAAGGAUCUGGAAUCAUUGUCAAUAUGAGGCCUAGACCCAUGUGACAAUUAGCUAACCACAUUUGAACUUUGAAAAAUUUCCUCAUUUCCGACCUCUCUGAGCAGGAAUUGUUUGACAAACACAGCUACAGUACCCAUGAGAGGCCAAGUUGAUUUUGAAGUGCUG
Messenger RNA from Peromyscus maniculatus bairdii (prairie deer mouse), 611 nucleotides. It is a transcript of the gene Ankrd40cl, whose product is annotated as ANKRD40 C-terminal like. NCBI's taxonomy places the organism in Eukaryota, Metazoa, Chordata, Mammalia, Rodentia, Cricetidae. The record is from RefSeq and is a predicted model, not a curated record.